AAAAGCAAAUGUAAGUUAAGAUUGUGACAAGCAACACUUUCUUCACAUCAUUCAUUUUCUGUUACCCUUCUCUUUUCUUUCUUCUGCACAUUCCUCUCUCUUCAAAUUAAAACCCCACACACAGGAUACAACACAACCCAACGCAGAAAUUCUCUCUCCUAGUUUCACGAAAAAAAGAAAAAGAAAAAAUUUGGGAACACUUUCGAUUCUCUCUGUGACACCCACCGACGGUUCUUGCUGUGUGAGUGUCAUUCUUCUUCUUCGCCGCUCCCAAUGAAACGUGGGUACCAGGAAUCUCCUUCAACCUCGUUAGGUCCACCUCAAUCCAGAGCUAGGCAUGAUCCUCAAGGUGGUGCACACUUUCUUGAGGACGAAAGCACUAAGAAUUUUGCUCGGAAAGUAGCUGAUCAUUAUAGUGCAAGAUCCAACCAGACCUUGGAAGAACGGGAGGCGAGUCCUAUUAUUCAUUUGAAGAAACUCAAUAACUGGAUUAAGAGCGUCUUAAUUCAGCUUUACACUCGCCGGGGAGAUGCAGUACUUGACCUUGCCUGUGGCAAGGGUGGUGAUCUUAUCAAAUGGGACAAGGCCAAAGUUGGGUAUUAUGUUGGUAUUGACAUCGCUGAAGGCUCCAUCAAGGACUGCCGGACACGUUACAACGGUGAUGCUGACCAUCACCAGAGACGUAAAAAGUUCACAUUUCCUGCUCGCCUUAUUUGUGGAGAUUGUUAUGAGGUUCGCUUGGACAAAGUUCUUGCAGAUGAUGGUCCUUUUGAUGUUUGUAGUUGCCAGUUUGCAUUGCAUUACUCAUGGUCUACAGAGGUCCGUGCCCGGAAAGCUUUGGCUAAUGUGUCAGCUUUACUGCGCCCAGGAGGCAUUUUCAUUGGAACUAUGCCUGAUGCCAAUGUGAUUAUCAAGAAGCUUAGAGAAGCUGAAGGAUUAACUUUCGGUAAUAGUGUCUAUUGGGUGCGUUUUGAUGAAGAAUUUUCUGAUAAGAAAUUUAAAUCUUCCAGCCCUUUUGGAAUAAAGUACACAUUCCAUUUGGAGGAUGCUGUUGAUUGUCCUGAAUGGAUUGUCCCCUUCAACAUAUUCAAGUCAUUAGCUGAAGAGUAUGAUUUUGAGCUUGUUUUUGCAAAGAACUCGCAUGAAUUUGUGCACGAGUAUAUGAAGAAACCAGAUUUUGUGGAGCUCAUGCGAAGACUUGGUGCAUUGGGAGACGGCAACCAAGAUCAAAGUACACUCUCGGCCGAUGAAUGGGAGGCAGCAUAUUUAUACAUGUCAUUUGUAUUGAGAAAGCGUGGUCAACCUGACAAAAGUCAACAGAGUAGCAGAAGGGACCGAGGGUCGAUGCACAUUUCAGAGGAAGACAUCAUGUACAUUAGCACUGAGUAUUAAAUGUGAAUAAGAAACAACCAGUCUCUGAAAUUUUCUAGAGUGGCUUGCAUUGUCAUGUGCCAAUACCAAUGAUCUCACAACCGUGAGCUUCGGCAAAUUAUUUUUGCUGCAAAAUAUACGAUGAAUUUUGUAGGUCCACUAUAAAUAAAUAAGGCAAAUUUUUUGCCUUCCAAUUUGUAUUAGCUUCUGGAUUAGACUUAUGGCAGUUUACUUUUAGCAAACUCCCUCACCAACAUAUUCUUCCCUGUUACAGCAGAUGUUGAUAGUGAAUAUUGAAAAGGUUUCAAUGACACAGUUUUUAAUUUUUAUGGAA
Messenger RNA from Cajanus cajan (pigeon pea), 1705 nucleotides. Its product is annotated as mRNA cap guanine-N(7) methyltransferase 1. Gene Ontology annotation, cellular component: nucleus. NCBI's taxonomy places the organism in Eukaryota, Viridiplantae, Streptophyta, Magnoliopsida, Fabales, Fabaceae. Gene Ontology annotation, biological process: 7-methylguanosine mRNA capping. Gene Ontology annotation, molecular function: mRNA 5'-cap (guanine-N7-)-methyltransferase activity. The record is from RefSeq and is a predicted model, not a curated record.